This is a messenger RNA of Micropterus salmoides (largemouth bass), 3780 nucleotides long. Its product is annotated as perforin-1-like. The record is from RefSeq and is a predicted model, not a curated record. Bases 1398 to 3113 code for a protein of 571 amino acids. Lineage: Eukaryota; Metazoa; Chordata; Actinopteri; Centrarchiformes; Centrarchidae. The transcript is spliced from 9 exons.
CUUAAGUUUAAAAGUAGGAGUAAAUUUCAUGAUGGCACUUUGAGAAGCCUGAUAAAUACCGGCCCUGAUCUCAAACUGUGUGUGCGUACAAUUUGUAGCAUUCAUCAAUAUUUCCAUACUUCCCACUUGUUCUUAGGUAAGUUCAAAAUAUAAUGUUCUCAAACAUUAUGACGUCAAGGACCCAUAAACUGACAACAAUUUUGUCCCAGGGUCGCGCCCUCUGAGAGGAUGUUUGCUUUAAGAUAUUUUAAACCCAUGACCAAAACAGCCUUUUGCUGUGGACCCCUGGAACACCCUCAAGGACCUGUGGGGGUCCCCAGAUUUCACUUUGAGAACCACUGCCCUAGGCCACACAGUAAGCCAAUAUGCACAAAAGCCAACUUGGUUUUGUGCUGUCAAAUAUUAAUACUUCAUGAAUAUUAAAUAUCUACUUUAUGAAAGCAUAGAAGAUUCACCUGCAACCGUCUUAUAUCCAGUCUGCAGCAUGGAUUUUACUGACGGCCGUUUUACCAAUGCAUCGGCGGAGGCAAUGGUAUCAGAAGUCUUUACAUACAGUUAAACAGAGUAGUACUUGUUGAACUAUGUGCGGAUAAGGACACUUUCAGAAAAAACUAUCAUGGAGUUGUAGGCUUUUACAAAUCACCAGAAUAUCUCGCAAAAACAGCUAUUUUCCAUGUAUUUACAGAUUUAAAAAAAAACAAAUAAAUAAGAAAUCACACAUUAGCUGAACAGUACAGCAAUCUAAGUAUAUUUUAACUACAAUUAGUUAUAUGAGAUGUUAAGUGAAAUAUCAAGCUAUCAAUGAGAUUUUUUAGUAGAACAUUACUGCCACCUAACCAUGGAUGUACAGUAAUUUUGUACACCAAAUUCAUAACUGCAAUGCAUUGUAGAGUGACCAUCGUUGUUGACUGUCAUAACCACAAGCUCACAAGUUCCUGCCUGCUGUUCGACACUGAUUGCAGUUUUAAUUGUUUUGGGAUUUUUUUUUGCCAUUGACAAAGCCUAUCUUAAUUGUUAGGUUAUUACUUGUUGCUGUUGCCAGAUUCAUGUGAGUAUCAAACACAUUUGUAAUUACAAAUGCAUGGUUCAGUUGUUGUAAAUGGUUACACAAAUAACCCUAACACCAAUUGCCAAAUACCAAUUACAUUUAAUAAGCUCAUUCAUUUAUAAAUGCAAUCAAACAUGUACCACACAGGUGUCCAAUUAAACUGUCCAGUUACUAAAAGUUAAUUCACACAUUCCAGCCAAUCAGAAUGGAUAAUUCUUAGUCAUGGUAAAGUAACAAAAAGCAACAAAUAAAAUUAGCUAAUCUAGAUACUUUCUUCUUAAGACAGAACAAAUGGUAGGAUGCACAGUCUGUUUGCAAACAUUUGUACUUCUUGUUACCUUUACUAAUAAUGAGCAGAAAUGAUACUAAAACUAUUCUCAUUUACUCUCUUUGUCUUUCUCUUAAAUGCUUCAGUGCCUCUUUGGCUCCAGUCAUGCUCUCCUCUUCAACCCCAACCCUUCUCUGUCUGAGUCUCCUCUUCUUUCUGUCUUAUCACUCCCCUGUUCUCUCCUGUCAGACUGGGACGGGCAGCCAGUGUGAAUCUGCUCCCUUUGUACCAGGCCACAAUCUGGUGGGGGAGGGCUUUGAUGUGGUCACCAUGCGGCGUAAAGGAGCCUACCUGGUUGAUGUGAAGACUUUCCUCACACCAAAUGGCACCUGUACUCUCUGCUCCAACCCUCUUCAAGGCAACAGGCUGCAGAAAUGCCUCUUUGGCUCCAGUCAUGCUCUCCUCUUCAACCCCAACCCUUCUCUGCCACAACUGGUGGGGGAGGGCUUUGAUGUGGUCACCAUGCGGCGUAAAGGAGCCUACCUGGUUGAUGUGAAGACUUUCCUCACACCAAAUGGCACCUGUACUCUCUGCUCCAACCCUCUUCAAGGCAACAGGCUGCAGAAAUUUGGCUUAAAUAUAAAUAGGUUUGUGUCGAGCGGCCUGGAUGUGGGAGGAACACGGUCCAACGUGUAUACGUUUGCUUCAGAAAAGCGCAGACAGGACCGCUUCUUUUUCAGCAGUCACAGUGUCACCUGCCGCCGUUAUCGUUACCGUGUGUCCAAAAGACCGCCCCUCAGCUUUGAGUUCAGUAAGGAUUUGGCCAGACUGCCAAGUGAAUACAGCUCCUCCACCAGGGAUGAGUACAUGGACCUCAUACAUACCUAUGGCACACACUACCUUCGCAAGGUUCACCUUGGAGGGCAAAUCAAGCGAGUCACAGCUACACAUACCUGUUUGUCCUCAUUGAAUGGGCUCACCGCAGAUGAGGUCCACUCCUGCUUAUCACAUGGUGUCUCUGUAGGCCUGGGGAUGGUGACAUUAUCCGCUAGCCAACCAUUUUGCAACAAAGUCCUACAGAACCAGGGCAGGAGUGACAUAUCCAGCUCUAGUCUCCAUGAACAUUACACAGAAGUUGUAGGAGGCAACGGUUGGUCUGGGGAGUUUUCACUCACUCAUAAUGACCAGGGGUACAGAAAAUGGCUGAACACCAUUACGGACCACCCGAAUAUUGUUUCAUACCGCCUUAGGCCAAUGUAUGAGCUGAUGCCAAAUAAGACACAGAAGACAGGGAUGAAAGUUGCCAUAGAGGAAUACUUAGAGGAAAACGCUGUGAAGCAGUCACCUAGAGAGCCAAACUGUGGAUGGUACACUCCCAACCUGGAUGCCAGCUGCUGUCCUAAAGACAACUUGUGGGGAAAACUGGUGGUGACCAUCGUCCGAGCCUGGAAUCUGUAUGGAGAUUAUGCUGCCGCUGUCCCUACUGAUGGCUAUGUUAAGAUGUGGUAUGGUUCCAUGUAUCGGCAGACUCAUGUAGUUGAGUCAGACAACCCCACGUGGAAUGCUCGUUAUGAUCUUGGCAGGGUGAGAACAAACUUGGAUUUGAAGCUCGAGAUCUGGGACUCGGACUUGCAAUAUGAUGACCUUCUGGGAUCAUGUAACAGGAGUUUGAUGGAGGGGACAAACACAAUCUACUGCCCGGCCGAUCCAGGCUACUUGGAGGUCAAGUACACUCUCACCUGCGACCCUUAUCUGACUGGAAAUAAGUGUCAACGUUAUAAACCAUCUCCACAGUGAGAAAUGUAUUUUGAGGCUUUGAAUGUUUGUUUGGUCACUCGUUUAACAAGAGAAGGUGCAGGACAAGAAUUGUUAACUUUGUUAGUUCAAGAGGAUGCUUCAGCAGGCGAGCUAAUGUGAUUUGCAGAUUAGGUUUCCAUCUGGCUCAGUGUGACCGUUUGCUCUGCCUACAAUAGACCACUAGUGCUGCUGUAUGCAAUAUUUCAUAGGCUGGAUACAAAAUUACAGGGGCACCAUAAAAUAAAAUAUAUUUUUUUGAAAAAAAAAAAAGUGCUUAGAAGUGUAAUGAACCAGUCACACUGGUACACUGACACACAGACAAUGUUAUAUGUCAAAUGUCUGUGGAACUCAUACAGUUAUUUUCUUAAGACAUCACAAUAUUUACUUUUCUCUUUUACUUAUGAUUAUUUUAAAUCAUCAUUGUGUUUGGUUUCCAACUCAUUUUCAUUUAAAAUUUAGGCUUGUGAGCACAAACUUUUGGAUGUAAACAUUAAUCAGCUGCUGUGUACUCAAGUGGUGAAUUUUGAUGGGUGAGGCAGUUUACAUUUGGACUGCAGAUUGGUUAGCUGGUGAUCUUCAUAUUUCAUUUUCAAAUCUUUGUUUUGUCACUUUUUGUGUAACCUUCUCAUGCAAAUAAAGACUGGCAUAACAUGCAUUUAAUGUCUUU